AUGAAGGAGCAACAGGACCUUGGAGCAAUUCCUCGAAUUAUAUUCCACCUAUUCGUCAACUCCAGGGCUAUUUCUGAGGGGAGUACAAGCCGGGCCAACUGUCAACCUACCCACGGGACGUCUGCCUCCUGCCCAAGGAGAAACAUUCCCUCUGGAGGUCUGGGUUGCGGGUGCCCCGUUGGCCCCCGCGCCCGAGCCUCGCAGGCUUUUCGGUUGGAGCUCGAAGAGCAGGCCGCUCUGCGCCAGUGGGAGCCGCGCCCGCACCCCGCCCGGCCUGCGGGGACCGACGUGAGCCAGGACCCCGCCCCAGCGGGCCCGGGGAGCGCCAUGCAGGAAGACCUAGCGGAAGUGGAGCCCAAGGCCUCGCAGGCCGAGCCUGCCGAGGUCCCCAAGCCCUUGCAGGCCGGGGAAGCUGGGGAGGAAAACACAGGCUUGAGGACCAUUCCAGCCAGCCAGGGAGAAUUACAAGAAAAGGAAAGCAACCUGUCUCACACCUCGCCCUCCAGUACCAAGAAGGUACAAGAACAACAGAAAGAGAGUUUGGAGGGGCUUUGCGGCUUAGGCUGUGUGGUUAUUCCCCGCUGUCCGUGUUUUAACAACGUCCGCUUCUUCCUAGUUUUUUUCUGCAUCUUGGUCAUCUCUCAAGGUAUUGUGUUUGGUCUUGUAAAUCUGAGCAGCGACAGUUUUCAGGAUAAUCAUCUGACAACCAUUGAGAGUCUUGUGUUGUCAUUGAGUUACAAUAUUUCAUUUUGCCUGGUAGUUGUGUUUAUAGCAUACUGCGGAGGGAAAGGAAACAUACCAAGAUGGAUUGCAGUUUCUUCCUUUUUAGUAGGAUUUGGAUCACUUUUAUUUGCUUUUCCAUACCUUAGUGGUAGAAAUUAUCAAAUGAAUGUAGUAACUGAAGAUAUUUGCAAAGAAAUGAAGAUUGUCAACGAUUGCAAGAAAACUUCAUUAUCAUUCCUAUCAAAAGACAUGAUUUUCUUCAUCCUUGGGCAGAGUGUGCAGGGAAUAGCAGGAGUACCUCUUCGUGUCCUUGGAGUAGUCUUUAUUUGUAACAGCGUUGCCACAUACUCAGCUGGUAUUUAUCUAGGCAUUGUGGAAGCUUCAGGAAUCCUCGGAUAUGCUUUGGGUCGUGCGAUAGGAGCACUCUUAAUUAAGACCUCUGAGAAUAGUUCUUUUGAGGAAAGCGUUGAAGACUGUGAUGCCAAUGAACACUGGCUGCGGACUUGGUGGAGUCAGUUUGUUAUUAUCUCAGUUAUUGCAUGGUCUACAUUAAUACCAUUGUCACGCUUUCCACAAAGUAUACGAGGUACAGCCAGGAUAAAACCCGAGAAACAAAAGCCUCAUUUGCUGGAUGAAAAUCAAACAAAAGAUCAGGAAUUUGUACCUAGUCUCAAGGACUUAUUUGCUACUGUUGUGAUUCUCAUCAAGAGUCCUAUGUUUGUGUGCCUAUCUCUGGCCAGAGCUUCAGAAUCUUUAGUUAUUAUUGGAACAUCUGCACUUUUGCCCGUAUAUAUAGAAAGUCAUUUUAUGUUAACACCCAGUGAUGCAACUACACUUUCAAGAUUUAUUUUAAUUCUAGGAGGUGCAAUUGGCCAGUUUCUGGGAGGUAUCAUCGUUUACACGAUGCGAAUGUCUUGUAAAUGCCUUAUGAGAUUUGUGAUGGUUACAGCUGCUGUAUCACUUGUAGUGCUUGCAUUAAUAAUUUUUGUACACUGUGAUCCAAUACCGUUUGCUGGGUUCAAUGAAGAUUAUGGUGGAACAGGGCACUUGGGCAACCUGACAGCUCCUUGCAAUUCUCAUUGUAAAUGCUCAUCUUCAUUUUAUUCUUCUACAUGUGGAAGAGAUGAUAUUGUAUAUUUUUCUCCUUGCUUUGCAGGUUGUACACAUUCUAAAACAUUAAAGGAUAGCAAGGCAUAUUACAAUUGUUCUUGCAUUAAAGACGGAAUACCAACACUAGAUAAUCAAGGUGAUUUUAUUGACGCUAGACGUGGGAACUGUGAUGCAAAGUGCUAUGAAUUACCUUUGUUCGCUGCUUUUAUCUUUUCUGCGCUUGUAUAUUCUGGUCUUUCUGAUAUACCAAACAUCCUGACCAUCCUUUGGCUGACAUAA
Messenger RNA from Vicugna pacos (alpaca), 2112 nucleotides. Lineage: Eukaryota; Metazoa; Chordata; Mammalia; Artiodactyla; Camelidae. The record is from RefSeq and is a predicted model, not a curated record.